AUGCUCGCACGCCUUGCGUCGCGCACGCUGCGCCCCGCGGCCAUCGCCGUACCCUCGUCGCUAGUGUCUCGGGCUGGGCCCCAGCGCGCGAUAUCCGUUCAGUCACUUCUGCACGGGUCCCCAGAGGCAAAGAGCGCCGGCGACGUCGAGGUGCAGCAGCACUCGCGGCUUGUCGCGCGGGGGAAGUACCUUCACGGGUUCGAGGUCCACAGGGUGCAGCCGAGCAAGGUCGAGGAGUACAAGCAGGCCGCGGAGAGAUACUACACGGGCCUGCGCGACGACGCGGGGCUCCGGAUCAAGCUGACGGGCAACUGGGAGACGAUCAUCGGCGAGCAGGACACGUUCUACCAUAUUCUUGAGUACGAGAACUACGCGGGCUUCGACAAGGCGUGGGAGAAGAUCCGCGGGUCGGAGCACGAACGCGCGUACAAGGCGCUGCUCCCGCACCUCGUCUCGCGCAACGCGCAGCUCAACCAGGAGUUCGCGUUCAUGCCCACCGCGCCGCCGCACGCGCGCGGCGGGAUCUUCGAGCUGCGGACGUACCAGCUGAACCCGGGCACGCUGCUCGAGUGGGAGAACACGUGGCGACGCGGGAUCGAGGCGCGCAAGAAGUUCGUGGCGCCCGUCGGCGCGUGGUACUCGCAGGUCGGCCGGCUGCACCAGGUGCACCACAUGUGGCAGUAUCCCGACCUCGAGACGCGCAAGGAGAUGCGCGAGCAGGCGUGGCAGCUCGACGGGUGGGCGGACACCGUGUCCAAGACGGCGCAGAUGGCGAAGUUCAUGGACUCGUACGUGAUGGUCCCGCUCUCGUUCAGCCCGCUCAAGUAACCCGCGACCUCGUGUGCGCGCGCGGAUCGGGCACGAUCGCAGCGGGAACUGGGGCGGCGGGGCGCAGAGCGCGGCGGGGCAGAGUCAUCAACGCCAAGUCUUUCGAGUCGCUGGGGUGUCCUGGCAUCUUGUAUCAUACGUCAUCCACAUCGAGUAUAUCUCUUUUGCCGAGCAUCCGAUCGGUGCCGCUUGACGCGGGUCGCAACGCAGGCGCCGAGCGUCAACUCCCUCGGGACCGUAGAUCGAUGCAGGUCAGCGUGCGUUCCGAGCGCGAGGGCGAGCGACCACGACUGAUUAGCAACUAGCAACGCGUGUCAUAUAUGGUGCAGCAGCUAAAUACACGAACGGGGUACACGAAUUAUAUAUAUGUUUAU
This is a messenger RNA of Heterobasidion irregulare TC 32-1, 1202 nucleotides long. RefSeq lists its product as uncharacterized. The coding region runs from base 1 to 828 and encodes 275 amino acids. The record is from RefSeq and is a predicted model, not a curated record. The transcript is spliced from 9 exons. Gene Ontology annotation, cellular component: mitochondrion. NCBI's taxonomy places the organism in Eukaryota, Fungi, Basidiomycota, Agaricomycetes, Russulales, Bondarzewiaceae.